GCGGGGCUCUGCAGGGGUCUGUGUAGGCUCCAGAGGAGUCGGCCUCUGAGUGCGCUCCUGGAGGAGCGGCGGCCAGGCGCGGAUGCUGGAAGUUCACAUCCCGUCCGUGGGGCCGGAGGCCGAGGAGCCCAGACAGAGCACGGAGAAAGGCCACAUGGUGUUCCGCGUGGAGGUGCGGUGCCGCGGGCGGAGGCACUCUGUGCACCGGCGCUACAGCGAGUUCCACGCGCUGCAUAAGCGGAUCAAGAAACUGUACAAAGUGCCUGACUUCCCGUCGAAGCGCCUGCCCAGCUGGAGGACCAGGAACCUGGAACAGCGGCGGCAGGGGUUGGAGGCCUAUAUCCAGGGCAUCCUGUACCUGAACCAAAAUGUGCCCAAGGAGUUACUGGAAUUCCUGAGACUCCGACACUUCCCAGCGGACCCCAAGGCCAGCAGCUGGGGCACCCUGGGGGAAUUCCUGCCUAGUGACAGCAGCAGCUCACAGCUGCACCACCGGCCUGUGGUCACCUUCUGCAGGGAUCCCUACCUUUGCAUCCCUUCCCCAGAGUCUCUGCCUGACGUGGUGGUGAAUGGUGUGCUCCAUGGACUCUAUGGAUUUAGCAGCAGCCCAGCCCCAGCCCAGCCUGCGGCUAUGACCCCGUUUCUCUGCCACCCAUGCCCUGAAGAGUCCGGGAACCUCUUCCAGCUGUGAGGAGUCACAUGCCUCAGUUGCACCACUGCCAAGGACCAGGGCUAGGUCACCUUUCGGCCUGGACCCAGCAAUCUACCAUGCCCUGUGCCCCAUCAAGGCUCUGAACCCAGGAUGUGAGGGCAGCUGGGGUAGUCUCAGUGUCCAGGCAGGGGCCAAGGGAGGGAGAGAUGAGGAAUAAAAGGAAAGACAGUUUAGAGGUAGAAGGGGGAUAUAGACGUAAUUCUUAACACAGACCAGGAGAGGGCAGGGGAAGUAAGGUUUAGGUACAGCAGCUUGUGACAUUGGGGAGCCUGGGGAUAGAGCAAGCACCCACCUUUGUGGCAGAAUCUUGACUGGGACACAUCUUCAUGGGGGAGGGACCACAGAUCUAAGCCAACCCACACAAGUUUUAUAUACACAUAUAUAUAUAAAAAAAAAACUCACUUUUUUUUAUUGGUCAGCAAUGAUACCAGUAGUUUGUUACAAAAUUUGGCCUGUGGAAUGUGAGGCAAGUGGUCCAGCACUGGGACAGUGCAGCAUGGAGCCCUAGGCCAGGCCACCUUCACCCUCACAAGGGCAGCAGGGUUGGUGCUGAUGGUCACGCAGAGGGCAGAGGUCCCUGGUGCUCUACUCUUUGGCAAUGGCAAAAGGCUUCUCCACCUCUAUCUUGCCACAGUCUGCGAUGAUCACAUCCUUCAGAGGCUUGUCCCUACUGUCUGUCUUAGUGCUCUCCACCUUCCGCACCACCUCCUGGGAAGGGAUGGUUGGUCAAGUGAGGGGAGCCACCCUUGGAGACAGACCCCAGCGUGUGGCUCAGGAGGGACAAGGAGCCCACCAACCCUGAGGUACCAAGUUCUAAUGAGCCAGUGGCAAAGGUGCCAUGCCACCGUGUGAGAACAUGUUUCCUUGCAGAUUUGACACUGAGGGAAUACUGAAGUGCUGUGAAGGCUUGCGAAGGAGGGAAGCAGAGUGAGCGGGCAGUGAGCUAACUAAUAGCUGCUCAGGGCUACCACAUUCAGCUGUACUCCAGGCAGCCCCAUUUAGUGAAUGACGAACAAGAUCCUGCAGCUCUGGGGUUUCCACAGGCCUGCUGGGCUCUGCUGCUGCUGGGGCCUCAAGGGGUUUAGAACCUGAGAGGCUUGGAGAUGCAGGCUGCAUUUUUGUUUUAGGAGUGCUUGCUAUGGAGACCAGGUUAGCCUCAAACUCCUGGUCUCACCUGAUCCUCCUAUCUCGGCCUCCUGAGUUGCUGGGUACAAGCUGGCUGUUCUCGAUUCACCCCAGGGUGGGAGAUGAAUGCUGCCCUGAAUCUGUGGCUUAGGUUCUUCUGAGAAUAGGAUGAAACCCAAGGAGCCCCCACCCUAGGUCUGCAGUAGGACUCACCAUGCCUUCUAGAACUUUGCCAAAUACCACGUGCUUGCCAUCAAGCCAGGCUGUCUUUACAGUAGUGAUGAAGAACUGGGAGCCAUUGGUGUCUUUGCCAGCAUUGGCCAUGCUCACCCAGCCGGGCCCAUAGUGCUUGAGCUUGAAGUUCUCAUCUGGGAAGCGCUCGCCAUAAAUGCUCUUGCCUAGGAAGAGGGCAGAGUAGGUUGGGAGGUAUGGGGUUAGCCCAUACUGGGCAGACCUUAGAAGAGGAUUUUGCACAGCCCAACCAGUCCUCUGUGCCAGGCUAGGUGUAGUCCCUGGACACAGAGAAGCUGCCCCUCUCCAGCCUCUAGCCCUAAAGCCAAAAACCUUGCUGACCCAGAUCCGGAGUGGGUGGGAGGUGUUGGUGGGGUCAGCCAGGCUGAUGUCCUGAACAGCACACUGGACAGAGGACUUCGUGGCUUCUGAGUGAAGGCCUGCACUCUGUGGCCUGAGGGACUUUGGUGGAGGACACUGUGGGGCUGCACAGCAGACAGGCAUAUGCAGCAUGGAUGGAUACGGAAUGGGUACAGAGGGACAACUGAAUGAGUUCUGGAGAUUCUAGAGCCUCUUACAAGAAUGGGCAUAAAAUAAAAGGCACUGGUGGAUCUGGUA
This is a messenger RNA of Cavia porcellus (domestic guinea pig), 2686 nucleotides long. It is a transcript of the gene Snx22, whose product is annotated as sorting nexin 22. The transcript is spliced from 7 exons. The record is from RefSeq and is a predicted model, not a curated record. Bases 83 to 691 code for a protein of 202 amino acids. NCBI's taxonomy places the organism in Eukaryota, Metazoa, Chordata, Mammalia, Rodentia, Caviidae. Gene Ontology annotation, molecular function: phosphatidylinositol phosphate binding.